AUGGCCACUGGCACCGCGACGACGACCGUCACGGCCACCAGCGCCGUGAAAGUCAGCCCGCAAGGCGGUAUCCUGGAAGGAGGAAACCCAUCCCAUUAUGACCCAAAGAACCCGCUGGUUUUGUUUAUCAUUCAGGCCGUGAUCAUCGUCGUACUCUGUCGAUUGGUCCACUGGCCACUUUCAAAGAUUCGUCAACCUCGAGUCAUUGCAGAGGUCAUCGCCGGUGUCGUUCUAGGUCCCUCAGUGAUGGGCCGUAUUCCAGGUUUCACCGAUGCCAUUUUCCCCACAGCAAGCAUCCCCAGUUUGAAUGUUGUGGCAAACCUCGGACUGGUUCUCUUUCUAUUUCUCGUCGGACUGGAGACAGAUCUCCGGUUCCUGAUGAGUAAUUGGCGCGUGGCUCUGAGUGUUUCAGCGGCAGGUAUGAUUCUGCCCUUCGGCCUGGGGAGUGCCAUUUCCUACGGCCUAUACCGUCACUUCCAUGAUGACCCGUCGACGGUUCCCAUCGAGUUUGGCACAUAUCUGCUCUUCAUUGGCAUUGCGAUGGCAAUCACCGCUUUCCCUGUCUUGUGCCGAAUUUUGACCGAAUUGAAGCUACUGGGUACCCGGGUCGGUGUCAUUGUCCUGUCUGCCGGAGUUGGCAACGAUGUUGUGGGUUGGAUCUUACUCGCUCUUUGUGUCGCUCUUGUAAAUGCGGGGAGCGGAAUCACCGCCCUUUGGGUCUUGCUGGUAUGUGCAGGAUACAUGAUGUUCUUGUUCCUUGUCUUCAAGCCGAUUUUCUAUCGUUUCCUUGUGCGUACAGGAAGCUUGCAAAAUGGGCCCAGCCAAUCAGUGGUCACACUCACCUUGCUUAUUGUCCUCGCAUCUGCAUUUUUUACGCAAGUCAUUGGUGUUCACGCCAUUUUUGGUGCUUUCGUCAUUGGGCUGAUCUGCCCCCAUGAAGGUGGAUUUGCGAUCGCAUUGAUGGAGAAGAUUGAAGACCUCGUUGCAGCUCUUUUCCUACCCCUCUACUUCACGCUCUCCGGGCUAAGCACAAACUUGGGGCUCCUGGAUAGCGCUCUUGUGUGGGGCUAUGUGGUUGGUGUGAUUGCCAUCGCCUUCAUCGCAAAGGUGGCUGGUGGCGCGCUUGCUUCUCGCUGGUGCGGGCUGCUCUGGCGGGAGAGUUUUUCAAUUGGCGUUUUGAUGAGCUGCAAAGGUCUGGUUGAACUUAUUGUGCUGAAUAUCGGCUUGCAAGCCAAGAUCUUGAGUACGCGCACGUUUACCAUCUUUGUGGUAAUGGCUUUAGUCACGACAUUUAUUACCACUCCUCUUACUUCAGUCCUCUACCCAUCCUGGUACCAAGUCAAGGUCGAUAGAUGGCGGCGCGGCGAGAUUGAUUGGGACGGUAACCUAGUCCAGCAGGAUCACCGCUCCGAUAGCGUUUCAGCAGUGAAGGAUCAGCUCAAGAACGUUCCUGUGCGAAAGCUUCUGGUUUAUCUUCGUCUGGAUGGUUUGUCUGGGAUUUGUACCUUGGCGGCUCUCUUGAGCCGCAACCGCCGGAGAGCAGUUGCAUCGCCCCAGGCACACCCGUCAAAGAAGAUGAAGGUGACUGAUCGAUCCACGGAAGACGCAUUUACUGCGAAAGAUGAACAGGGAACAACCCUUCGCGUGCAUGGUGUGCGACUCAUCGGACUAACAGAUCGUGACUCGAGUGUCAUGAAAGUUUCUGCCGGAGAACAGGCCAUGUGGGACCCAGUUGUGAACACGUUCCGUGCCUUUGGCGAAUGGCAAGAUGUCUCUCUUAAUGCGGGUGUGUCGGUGGUGCCUGAACACUCGUAUGCCGAAACUAUUAUCAACAUGGCCCAUCAAGACACAGCAGAUCUUCUUCUUCUGCCAUGGGGCGAGAGCGGUACAUUGACGGACCGCCAAAAUGGUCUCCAGGUGGACAAUACAAGCCGAUUUGCCAAUGGCCCCUACACUGAUUUUGUGCGCAAGAUUCUCGAGCGGAUUUCACACAAUGUUGGUAUUCUUGUGGAGCAAAACCCCGAGCCUCGCUCCAUUAAGCGGCCACUCACUCAGCAUUCGACCGGUGACUUGAGCAUUAAUUCAUUUUUGUCUCAUCCAGCCUCGGAGACCGGUGCUCGCCAUGUGGUCUUCCCAUUCUUUGGUGGCGACGAUGACUGCCUUGCCUUGAGGUUCGUUCUGCAAAUGGCACAGAAUGAUCAGGUCACUGCCACAAUCAUCCGGCUUGCUGGGCUGGAACAGAAUAUGCAAAACACCGGACCCUCGACAGGUACCGCCCCAUGUGGUGCGUCUUCAAGCACAUCAAGUACCCAGGCGGAUAUUAUCUUCUUUGAGACCAUGCGUGAAUCUCUACCACGAGACUUGCAGGAUCGCGUCAUAUUUCAACAGGCUGGUGCGGAUGAGACGAUCAAAAAUUCGAUUGACUUAGCUCUAGCAGCGGUGAAGCAAGAUUUAGAGCAAGCCGUCAACGGGUGCAGCACCAUAGUGGUCGUGGGACGACGUAUUGGUCAUAAGGACACUCGCCCUGCCGUUGACCUGGGCCUUCAAAGCAUCGGCACCGAAACACAGCAGGCCCUUGGACCUGUUGCUUCGGCAAUACUACAAGCAGAGAAUAUGGUAUCGACUAGCUUGUUGGUGUUUCAGGCUGGUGUUAGCUCAGACUUAGCUGAUAACUAUCGGUGA
Messenger RNA from Penicillium oxalicum, 2682 nucleotides. RefSeq names its product Kha1p. Gene Ontology annotation, biological process: proton transmembrane transport. The record is from RefSeq and is a predicted model, not a curated record. The transcript is spliced from 3 exons. NCBI's taxonomy places the organism in Eukaryota, Fungi, Ascomycota, Eurotiomycetes, Eurotiales, Aspergillaceae. The coding region runs from base 1 to 2682 and encodes 893 amino acids. Gene Ontology annotation, molecular function: antiporter activity. Gene Ontology annotation, cellular component: membrane.